AUGUCAACUUCACCAGAUUUUCGGGAACUACAAGAGCAACAAAAUUCACCUAAACUUACAAAGGAAGAAACAGAAACUGUUAUAAAAGCCCGUAGACAGCUUAAUACUCAUUCUCUCGUUGGUUUAGCAAUUGGAAGCGCGUUAGGGUAUUACUAUGGCGGAGCAUUCUUAGGAAACAACCUCGGCGCAAUAUCUGGCCUAUUAGCAUCCCUACGCACACUUCGGACACUACCUGAUCCCAAUCGCGUUCUUGCGAUGAUCAAAGAAGCGCAGUUGCGUUUGGUUUCCUCUUGUGCUUUCAAGUAUAGUUUCUUGUUCAUGUCCCUCGAAACUGGCAUAGGCUUCCCGCAGAAGGAUGUUCGCAAAAGUCGGACGCAACAAGGAGACACGGAAGAGUUGAUGACAGGACCCGAUGAAUAUGAAGUUGAUGAAGCAACGGGUGAAUUGAAAAGAAAGACAUAUGAUGAUGGUAUGAAUAUGGGCAAAAGUAAUAGUCGAGACUCAAAGCCCAUGUCAACAUGGGAGAGGAUCCGCGAACAAGCUCGAAUCAAACAACAAGAACGACAACAUCAGCUGUCCAAACCUCAAUCUGAACCUUCCUCCGAAGAUUCCUUUUCUGGCUAUAAUCCUUCUUAUCAGCGUGGUGGAGAGGUGCCUUCAUCUCACGAGAAUACAGUCAGUAAUGACGGGUUUGGCUCUACUAUGGGUGAUAGCUACGGCAAUAGCACUAGUGAUGCGGACGGAGUUAAAGUAUCGAGAGUAUAUAAUCCACCGCGUACGAGAGAGGAGUUGGAAGAUGUAAAAAGAAAGGGCGGGGUUAGAACUAAUCAGUAUGGAGAUCCGAUAUGA
This is a messenger RNA of Paraglomus brasilianum, 849 nucleotides long. NCBI's taxonomy places the organism in Eukaryota, Fungi, Glomeromycota, Glomeromycetes, Paraglomerales, Paraglomeraceae. The record is from the annotation of a GenBank genome assembly.